This is a messenger RNA of Dreissena polymorpha, 2590 nucleotides long. Its product is annotated as neurotrypsin-like. Lineage: Eukaryota; Metazoa; Mollusca; Bivalvia; Myida; Dreissenidae. The record is from RefSeq and is a predicted model, not a curated record. The transcript has 9 exons. Gene Ontology annotation, biological process: proteolysis; complement activation. The coding region runs from base 195 to 1595 and encodes 466 amino acids. Gene Ontology annotation, cellular component: membrane; extracellular region. Gene Ontology annotation, molecular function: serine-type endopeptidase activity.
CCUCGACUGCCCAUACGCAUACACGACGACGUUGAUGUUGAUGCGUACAUUUUAUUGGAUAUUUCACGAAUUAUUGAUGAACACGAUUUUGAAACGAUGAAGGCGUUUACCAUGGCAAUAAUGAAAAACGGCAAGGUAGUGAUAUUAGAAGAGCAUUACGGGAUGUGCUGAUUGAUAUAAAAACAAGAGCAUUAAUGCCAAACAGGAGAAUCGCUCAGCAAGUUGUAAUCCUUAUAAGUUACGGAAAUUGCACUCAAAUCAAUGACCCUAAUCCCAUCGCCGAAGAGUUGAAGACAGAGCACGCUGUGGAGUUCUUCUCCAUUGCUAUUGGAACUAAAGAAGACAUUAAUUCGUUUCGCGUUAUGGAAAAAAUGGCAUCCAAAAUUGAUGGAGAACAACAUUUCUUUGCAAUAGAUGAACAUUGGGGCAUAUGGAAAGCUAUCAAUAACAUGAUAACACAGCAGGAUGUGAGAGUAGAGUUGGUUAAUGGACCUAACAACCAAUCUGGACGUGUAGAAAUUGUGAUCGGAAAUAUACGAGGUACUGUAUGUGACGAUAAUUGGGACGACAACGAUGCUAAAGUCAUUUGCAGAAUGCUCGGAUUUGAAGUCGGGAAAGCGCUAAAUAAAUCACACUUUGGCGAAGGCAGUGCUUGCAGUAUUCUUCUGGAUGAGGUACAAUGUGAUGGAACCGAAUCAUCUAUCAUGACAUGCCGCCAUUCUGGUCUUGGACUUCAUGACUGUGGGCACCAUGAAGAUGCAUCUGUUAUAUGCAGUCCUAAGAAAAAUUAUGGUCGUCGACCUCUAGAAAACAAUUUAAGAAAAAAGCGAAAUUUAUCUCAACGGACUAUUGGAGGUGGUAUUGCAUCACAGGACUUCUAUCCGUGGCAGGCUGGAAUUCGAAUGCGAAAAAGAAAGAAGGGUUCAAGACAACAUUCGUUCGAACAAACGUGUGGUGGAAUCAUUUUGAACAACCGUUGGAUCCUUAGCGCUGCCCACUGCUUUACACACCAUCGUUCUGGUGACGUUAGAGUUUAUACAGGUGGCCACGACCUUUUGAACAAUUAUAGCUUUGAAGAACAGUUCGAAUUCGAGCAACUUAUCAAACAUCCUAAUUAUAACUCUUCUUCCCACGAUAAUGACAUCGCCCUGAUAAAGGUGAAAUUAAACAAUGGGUAUGGUAUACAGUUUAAUGACGAAGUACAGCCAGCUUGUCUGCCGGAUGCUAGCAUGCAUUACGAGACUGGGCUCACAUGUCACAUCUCUGGAUGGGGAAGAACGUCAUUAAAUUCUACCACAGGACAGACUGUACUUGACGCAGCAGAGGUUCGUUUAAUUGAUGAUGAGGAUUGCAAACGAAGUUACAAUACACAGAUAACUCCGAACAUGGUUUGUGCCGGAUAUAUGGAGGGAGGCAUCGAUGCCUGUCAUAGAGACUCAGGCGGACCUUUGGUGUGCAGAGUUGAGGGUCUUUACUACGUGAUGGGCGUAGUAUUCUGGGGAGAGAAGUGUGCUUUACCAGAAUACACUGGUGUAUAUGCAAAGGUGGCAGCUUUUCAGUUCUGGAUUGAGACCACGAUUGCGUUGUAUCCAUAACGAAAAUACGUAUUCUACAAAGUGCUUGUACAUAAUAAAGUACUGUUUUAAGACAACAUGUUACAAAUAUUAAUUAAUUGAAUGCAUACACGCAUUACAGUGUUUUCUUAAGUGUGUUCUUUUCCGAAAGUACUCGUUGUAUAGAUUCACGUUCAUAUGUACCCAGAUAGGAAGACGUUUGUGGUAAUUUAAUGAAGAUAUAAAAAUCUUGUCUUUUAAAAUUUGCGUAUGUAAAGGCUAUUUUAAAUAAUUACUGUAAAUCUAUUGUGCUGCACUUUAUGAUUUAGAAACAUCUCUAAUGAAUAUGCAACUUAUUUCAUUUGAGGUCUUUGAACGUUAGGCGUUUAUUCGUUUCUUGUAGUAUGUGAAUAUGUUCCCAUCAACAAGAAUAUAACCCAUACAAGUCAAGAACUAGAAAAUUUCGAAAAUAUGAUACUCACUUGUAUUCACAUUUACAAAGAACCAAACUAUUUUAAACUAAAUACAAAUUAACAACGCAUACAUACUAAAUAUAUUUAUAUACACUUUGAUCGUCCAAAGAGAUGCAGAGCAUGUAAAUUAUGUUAAAAGCAGAAUAAGUAAUAGAACUUUCAAUUGGGUAAGACAUGUUAUCAACAAAGACAACACAUACAAAUCAACGCAUACAACAUUUCCGUAUAAUAACAAUAUUGAUUGACAUGUAGUCCUUCCAGAAACAAUCGUUUGGUCAACAAUGCCCAGUUGUUGUCACCCCAAACUAAUUUCAUCAUGAUGUUGUUAGAGAUACCGCCUCGCAAAUAUGUCAAGGUCUUCUACAAUAUUUUCAAAGAAGUGGAAAGCUUUACAGUUCUAGCAGUCUCAAAUAGGCAACAGUGUUACCUUGAAAAUAUUGGCAUGUUCAGUAUAUAUCAGUUGAGUUGUUUCUUUAUUUGUAUUGUGGGUUCGUUAGAAACUUAUCUACGUAUUUGAACCAAAUGGAUAUGCAUAUUGUAGCGGAGAUAAAUACUUAAAGCUUU